GUUUAGCGCUCAAACAGCAAUACUGGUAGAAAGUGCCGUCUCAUCUCUCAGUGAACGGUGGCUGAAGAACAUAGCCAUCCAGAUGCAUCCAACGGCAUAGGUAGGCAUAGGCCAAUUGCUGCCCCUCAUUACCUGUAGAGUACUGUAUCAUGCCUUGCAAGCAUCCCCGCUCCAAGUGAUCAUGUCGCUGCCCAGGUGCAGCUGCCAGUGUGAAUAUUUAAGGCUGACCCUCCCGUCAUCUUGUUUCUCUUCGCCUAGGAACUUUGAAUUGACUUCACUGGAUAUCGCAAUCCUUGAUUGAGGCCAAUCUCCAAUACCUCCUAUAGAGCCCUCGCACAUCACGAGUACUCCUCGCAUCUUCCUUACCACUAACAACACCACAACCCGAAAUCACAAACUACCUACCUUUACCAGCAAGAUGGCAACCGCAGAGACCGUCGAGAUGGGCCUUUCUCAUCCACCAAAGUAUGUUUGAUUUCCAUAAGUUAUCCUCUUCAAAGAUCGUGCUAACAAGCACACAGAGAGGAAUCCAUCAAAGCCUUCAACGAAAUCGAAGUCGACCUCAAGAAAGCCAUCCAACACCUCCGCCACGAAACAACCAGUACCUCCAUCUCCCCUCCUCCUCACUCACAAUCUAACACUCCCAGAACACGAACCUCCAUACUUCCAAGAAGUCAGCAACCUCUCCAACGAACAACUAACUACCUUCUCCUGUUCGUUCCCUCCCCAUCCCCGCCCCCUCUCUACCAUAUCAAAAAAUGAUGUAUCCAGAACCUAACAAAUCCCACCACCAGCCUCGGACCUAAAAGAAGUCCGCGUCGCAACCUCCGCCUACGGCCUGCACCUCUUCGGAAAAGUCCUGCUCCCCGAAUCCGACAACCAAGCAUCCUACUUCAUGUUCCGCGCCUUCAUCGCAGGCGAUGCCGAGAUGGCCAAGUUACAUUGUAUCCAUCUCGAGGAGACGGAGAGACCAGAUGGCGAUAAGGAUUUCCGCGCCAUCUUUAGGAAGAAUGAUAGGCUGGAGUGGUUUGAUGUAUGA
This is a messenger RNA of Hymenoscyphus albidus, 1039 nucleotides long. NCBI's taxonomy places the organism in Eukaryota, Fungi, Ascomycota, Leotiomycetes, Helotiales, Helotiaceae. The record is from the annotation of a GenBank genome assembly.